AUGUCAAAUACGACAGAAUCAGUUGAUGAAAAACCUAGAAAUGACUUUAAAGCUAGUCAUGCGCCAGCAAUGAAAGUUGGUGGAAUGCGCGUUUCAGAUCCUCGUCGAACGUCUCACUGCGAUGAUAAGAAAACAGAAUCAUCAACUGAAGGUCAUAGUGAUGCACCCAACUCCACAGACAGCUCUAUUGCUGGAACUGCUGAAGAUGGAUAA
Molecule: messenger RNA, 213 nt
Organism: Rotaria sp. Silwood1
Lineage: Eukaryota; Metazoa; Rotifera; Eurotatoria; Philodinida; Philodinidae
Source: the annotation of a GenBank genome assembly